AUGCCGCCAACGGAGGAGCGCCCGCCCCCUCCCCCCAGCAGCCUGUUGCCUCCGAUAGCGCUGCACAGCAGCGGCCUGCCUCGACCGAGGCGGCUGCUGCCUCUGCACCCACGCCUACCGAACAAGCUACCGCCCCCCGCAGGCGCCGCCGAGGACCGCGCCGGUCCGCCCCCGCGGCGGAACGGCCGACCACUGCUGCCCCAUUGGCGCGGCAACAGUCCGCCCCUCCGGCUGCGCCGCUGCGGCGACCGCCCCCUGCGGUCCCUCCCCAACCUGCUGUUCCUGCCAUGGAGGCUGCCCCAGAGGCCCCCACAGCUCACGAUGCGGCUGAGCUCGUCACGGCUCCGGCUGCGGCGGGACAUGCGAGAAUCCGCGGCCCCUUCCCCGCCACCAGGUGCCACUUCUUCACUGGAAGAACCACCGGACCAAGGAAUCACGAUACUGGACGCCGCAUCCCUUCAUGCAGAUGCUUCACUCGACGUACCACAGUGCAGGUUGAAUCUGCAUAUGGCCGACCUCCUGGUGGAAGAACACCAGCAAAUCCUCGACAUUCUACGUCGGGCGCGGCUACGCAAAGAGUCAACAGCAAAGACGACGAGACAGGGACGCCACGCCAGCGACUCGGAAGACGACGGCCGACCAGUGCGGUCGUCCUCGGAAGAAUCGUCGGCCGGCGCCUCGGACGCCGACUCAGAAAGUGAAGACACACAAAUGGUGUGCGACCCACCCACAACAGGACAAGAUGUACCGGACAAGAUGGAAGACGACGGCUUCCAAGUAGUUACCAAUAAACGACGACGCAAGAAGGGAACCACAUCACCGGACACAUCUGAAAGAGGGCGAAAACCAACACGCAACCCUUCAACUUUCCCGUCAGCAACGUCUACGCGGAACUCGCGGAACGCACAGAAAAGCCACGUCACAACCGACGCCAACGACGGCAGCAAACACGAACAAGCUGCCACCACUAGUAGUGUACCACACCAAAGACUACCUACUCCUCAACGCGGAACUGAAAAAGAACAUCAUCAGAGAACUGAGAGCAAUUUACAAAGGUGA
Schistocerca nitens (vagrant locust) is the source of this 1059-nucleotide messenger RNA. RefSeq lists its product as uncharacterized. The record is from RefSeq and is a predicted model, not a curated record. Lineage: Eukaryota; Metazoa; Arthropoda; Insecta; Orthoptera; Acrididae. The transcript is spliced from 2 exons. The coding region runs from base 1 to 1059 and encodes 352 amino acids.